AUAUUCGGCUGUACCUGCUGUACCCAAUGGAUAUCGCAAAUUAAAUCUUUCGAAUAAAGUACCAUUCGCACAAAUAUUUGCAAACGUGUCAGCUACGAAAUGUAUGCGGAUAAACGUGGCCUAGAGAAGCCCGGCUCAGCUCUGUCGGCAGCAGCAGCGGCGGCAGCGGCAGCAGUGGCAGUCACGCAUUUGGCUACGCCCACACAUGUGCAUGCCCUACAGCAACAGCAGCAGCAACAUCAUCAUGCACUGCAGCUGCAACACCAGCAGCAGCAGCAACAACAACAACAGCAGCAGCAGCAACACUUGCAACACCAACAACAUCACAUGCAGCAACAUAUGCACACGCAUCAUAACUUUCAACAACAUGAGCCAGCCACAUUGUCACAGCAGCAGCACUUGCAACAACAACAGCAGCAGCAGCAGCAACAACAACAACAGCAACAACAGCAACAACAGCAGCAGCAACAGACAGCCGGCAUGUUUACAAGAUUCGAUGCGAACAAAUCGACAAAGGGCGCCUCGAAAAUGCGACGCGAUCUUAUAAAUGCAGAGAUUGCCAAUCUGCGGGAUUUGCUGCCGCUGCCGCAGUCGACGCGACAGAGACUGUCGCAGCUGCAGCUGAUGGCCCUGGUCUGUGUCUAUGUCCGCAAAGCCAACUACUUUCAACAAGUUUUCAAGCGUCACAAUGCGCUGCAUCAACAUCAUCAGACAGCUACACCAAAUAUUGGCUUCUCGAAGGCACUUUCAGGAUUUCUGAUGAUGCUCACACAAAAUGGCAAAUUGCUCUAUAUAUCAGAUAAUGCUGCCGAGUACCUGGGACAUUCCAUGGAGGAUUUACUUAUACAUGGGGAUUCCGUUUACGAUAUCAUUGACAAACAGGAUCACGCAACCAUACAGGCCGAGCUAAAUAGGAACGUGCCACCGCAGCCAGGUGGCAGCAACAGCAGCAGCAAUGUCGGUGUUGGUGUCGGCGUCGGCGUUGCAGAUUCGACAGCCAGCAAUGGUAACGGAGGCGCCUCAAGUCUGGAGGGAGAGCAUCGCAUGUUUCUCUGUCGCAUGAAUGUUAGUCGCAAUGCGCGACGGCAAAUGCGUUUCGGUGAUCAGAAGGUCGUUCUGGUACAGGGUCACUAUUUGUCAUUCCUGCCGCUCUGCAGUCGCAAUGAGCCCGUCUUUCUUGCCACCUGCACACCCAUCGCCAUGCCCGAGACGCGUGAGUGUGUGGUUCAGGGCGCCACCAAUGUCUUUACCACCAUACACUCCAUGGACAUGAAAAUCGCGCACAUUGACAAAAACGGCGAGUUUCACUUGGGCUAUGAUAAGGCGACUCUGCAGGGCACAUCCUGGUACAAUCUGAUACAUAGUGAGAAUCUUCGUGAAGCUCAAAGCAAACACAGGUUAAUUACGCAAUCAGAACAGGAUCGCAGUUGUAUUCUUCUCGUUCGGAUGCAGCGUUCUAGUGGAGAUUACACUUGGGUGCAUGUGGUGCUUCAAGUGCGAGAUAGUCCCGAUUCCACACAGCAGCCUGUGAUCGUGUGCACCAAUCAGGUGCUAAAUGAUCGUGAGGCUUCGAUAAUGCUGGCCAAUUCCUGGCUCUAUCAUUAUUACACGGUGCAGUCCAAAAUACAGUUUGGCAUGCCGCUGGACAGUGCAAUGCGUGUACCGCCGGGCAGCAGUUCCGCCGGCUAUUACAGUACGCAUCAGCAGCCGCUUGGAGGUGGCGCCGCUAGCGUGGGUCUGGGCAUGUCCAGUGGGGCUGGCAGCAUGUCCAGCGUAUUUGGCAGCCAUCAUGCGCAUCAUCACCACCAUCACACAACUUCAGCGGCAUCCUACCAUCAUCAUCAUCCGCAUAUGGGCGCCGCUUAUGGUGGCGUCUACCAUGCCGAGGCCACACUCGAGCUGAAGGAGGAUCAGCAGCUGUAUGGCUUUCAGCCGGGCUCGCUGGCAACGGGCAGUGGCGGCCUGGAGCCUGUGGACUAUAGUCAAGUUAAUGGCGGCACCGGCGGCAGUCAAAAGUCCACGCAGUCGGCAACGCCUCCACCUCCCAAGAAACGAGCACGCAACAAACUGGAGCCGCUUUAUUUGCACGCAGAGCGAUCUCCAGCGGCGGCCAUAACGCCGGAGCCUGACUGCUAUGCCCUGCAUCCGAGUAGUGCUUAUGCCACUGCAACAGCUGGGGCGGCAACGGGCAGUAGUAGCGAUGCAUCCGCCUCGGUUAUUUAUGCGACAAUUGUGCCGACACGUCCGCGAUUGCUGAACAAGACGCUACCGCCGGAUCCGGCGGAUUUCAUUGAACAAUGGAAUCCCAGUCCGCCCUGGUCGGAGUCUGCGCAGAAGGCAUCGCUUGAUAGCUUUGGCUCCUCGCAUGAACUGAGUCCCUGCAUUACCACAACGCCGCCCACGCCCACAAGUGCGACGCCCCAACAUGGCGGACUGAGCGCCCAGACAAUCGGACCAGCAUUCAGUUUUGAAUGGAUGUCGGAUCCGUUGGUGCCUGUCGCCUAUCAGCAAUGGCCGCCAGCGACGGGCGAUCAUCACCAGCAUCUGUCCCAGCAUCUAGCAGCUGCACAGCAGCAACACCAACAUCAGCUGCAUCCACAUCCACAGCAUCAACAUCCACAGCAUCCACAACAUGCACAGCUAACACUGCAUGGUGUUCACGUGGCGCGUGUGGAGCUAGCAACGGAAUCGAUGGUGGCCACGGGCCGUGCUGAUGCCACGGAACCGGUCGAUGAUAGAGAUCCAAAAAAUUAGUGACCUGCGUAUUAUGCAAAGCUCGGAAAUUCCCAGCGCGGCUCGGCGUGCAACGGGCAGGUGAUAAUCACACUUAAAUUAAUUGCCACUUGUCAUCUUAGCGUUUAAAUUAUUUUUAUCUAACUCGAAACAAAAAAAAAAAAAAAAAGAAUAAGAGAAAGAAAAAAACAAACACACACACAAGACAAUAACAUCAAUAACAAUGGUAAUAGUAAUAGUAUAGAUAUCAUUAUAAGCAAAGCUCUAGCUAUCUACUAACCAACCAACUAAUUUGUUUAAGUAAUGUUCAUAUAACAACAAUAUUUCUGUGCAAUUUUGUUUAAAGCUUAAACAUUAAAAUAUAAUAACUGUAUGCUACGUCUACUAUAUAAGCAUUACUUGGAAAUUAGUUUUACGAUUAGCAACUGGAAAAGCAGAAGAGCUCUAUUAGUUGUAAAAACAUUUUUAGUGUCGUUUUUAUGGCGUCUUUUUUACGAGUACUUUCAAAUUUGUUUAUACAUGUAUAGCAUAAAGUAUAUAUACUAUGUUAUUUUAUAGUACCAUAUUCUUUUAGACGAAUUAGGCUAAUUAUUUUAUUUAUGAAAACAUAUUUAU
Messenger RNA from Drosophila innubila, 3348 nucleotides. RefSeq names its product neuronal PAS domain-containing protein 4A (gene dysf). Gene Ontology annotation, biological process: regulation of transcription by RNA polymerase II. The annotation marks the transcript as partial. The transcript has 12 exons. The record is from RefSeq and is a predicted model, not a curated record. NCBI's taxonomy places the organism in Eukaryota, Metazoa, Arthropoda, Insecta, Diptera, Drosophilidae. Gene Ontology annotation, molecular function: RNA polymerase II transcription regulatory region sequence-specific DNA binding; protein dimerization activity; DNA-binding transcription factor activity, RNA polymerase II-specific.